Messenger RNA from Phytomonas sp. EM1, 484 nucleotides. The record is from the annotation of a GenBank genome assembly. NCBI's taxonomy places the organism in Eukaryota, Euglenozoa, Kinetoplastea, Trypanosomatida, Trypanosomatidae.
GCUUUGCCUAUCCGCGUUUUACAAAAAGGAGCAUUUCAAGCGAACCCUUCACCUUUACUACUAUUAAUCAUGACUCAGCAACAAGCCUGCACCUACGCCGCGCUCAUCCUUCAGGAGGUCAACAAGUGCGACGCCAAGAGCAUCCGCGCUGUUACCGCCGCCGCGGGUGUGGAGGUCAGCCAGGGCAUGGCCGCCGCCUUCGAGAAGGCGCUCUCCGCCGUGAACAUCGCGGAUGUGCUUGAGAACGUCAGCUUCGCCGGCGGUGCGUACACUGGUGCGGCUACCGUGCGAGAUGCCACCAGCGCUGCUGCGCCCGCCGCCGAGAAGGAAAAGGCAAAGGAAGAGAAGCCAGUCGAGGAGGAGGACGACGAUAUGGGCUUCACCCUGUUUGACUAAAAACGCGAGGUGCGCAUGCCCCUUUCGGAUUAGGAAUAUGCACUAGAUAAUUAUUUCCUGUUUUUUAAGCAUAAAAAUAUAAAAAAUA